UUGGUUCGGGGCGGCGGUCGCUGGCCAUGGGGCUCGGGGCGGCAGCCGGGGCCCUGCUGGUGGCACUGGGGGUGCUGGGAGCCCCCCCGGGUGCGGGCGCGGAGCUCUCGGGGGUGUUCCAGCUCCUGCCAACGUACGAGUGUCACUUCAUUAACGGCACGGAGAAGGUGAGGUACGUGCAUAGGUGCGUCUACAAUCGGAAGCAGAACUUGAUGUUCGACAGCGAGGUGGGGCACUACGUGGGCUUCACCCCCUAUGGGGAGAUACGGGCCCGGUACUGGAACAGCAACCCGGUCGUACUGGAUCGCAAAAGGACUGCGGUGGACUGGUUCUGCCGGGGGUGGUACGAGAAGCUUACCCCGUUCAUCACGGAGCGCCGAGUGCCCCCCAGCGUGUCCAUCUCGCUGGUGCCCGCCUCGAGCUCCCAGCCCGGCCCCGGCCGCCUGCUGUGCUCCGUGAUGGAUUUCUACCCCGCUGCCAUCCAGGUGAGGUGGUUCCAGGGCCAGCAGGAGCUGUCGGAGCACGUGGUGGCCACGGACGUGGUGGCCAACGGGGACUGGAGCUACCAGCUGCUGGUGCUGCUGGAAACGCCGCCCCGGCGCGGGCUGAGCUACAGCUGCCAGGUGGAGCACGUCAGCCUGGAGCAGCCGCUGAGGCGGCACUGGGAGAUGGCGCCGGACGCCGGCCGCAGCAAGAUGCUGACGGGCAUCGGGGGCUUGGUCUUGGGCUCGGUCUUCGUGGCGCUGGGGCUCGGCUUCUACGUGCGCAAGAAGAGCUCCUGAGGCGGCGGCGGCCGCAGCCCCUCCCCG
Melozone crissalis (California towhee) is the source of this 809-nucleotide messenger RNA. Its product is annotated as class II histocompatibility antigen, B-L beta chain-like. Lineage: Eukaryota; Metazoa; Chordata; Aves; Passeriformes; Passerellidae. The transcript is spliced from 5 exons. Gene Ontology annotation, cellular component: membrane; MHC class II protein complex. The record is from RefSeq and is a predicted model, not a curated record. The coding region runs from base 27 to 782 and encodes 251 amino acids. Gene Ontology annotation, biological process: positive regulation of T cell activation; immunoglobulin production involved in immunoglobulin-mediated immune response; immune response. Gene Ontology annotation, molecular function: MHC class II protein complex binding.